Molecule: messenger RNA, 549 nt
Organism: Solanum stenotomum
Lineage: Eukaryota; Viridiplantae; Streptophyta; Magnoliopsida; Solanales; Solanaceae
Product: auxin-responsive protein SAUR21-like
Exons: 1
Coding region: 79-336 (85 amino acids)
Biological process (GO): response to auxin
Source: RefSeq, a predicted model, not a curated record
GAAAAGCCACAACACUCAUCAAAACUUAAAACUAUCCAAAGCUUCAUUAUUUUCUUACCUACAUUGAACUAAACAACCAUGGCUAUCCGUAUGCCUCGUAUAAUCAAGAAGUCUUCUACAGCUAAAGAUGUUCCAAAAGGCCACUGUGCUGUGUAUGUUGGGGAGGAGCAGAAGAAGAGAUUUGUAAUUCCUAUAUCAUUCUUGAGCCACCCUUUAUUUCAAAACUUGCUUAGUCAAGCUGAGGAAGAAUUUGGUUUUGAUCAUCCAAUGGGUGGUCUUACAAUACCUUGCAGAGAGGAUGUCUUCAUUAACGUUACUUCUCGUUUGAGGAACUGAAAUGGAAACUUGCUUUCACAAUUUUAUACUAAAGCAAGAUUCGGACACUGUAAAGUUUAGGAGUAUUUAGAGAAAACAGUAAUUAAUGUUAUUAUGAGGAUUUUGCCUCUGACUAGGUAGAUUAGUGAACUUAUAUUUACAAAGCCUCAUUGUUAAAUUAUGGGAAGAUAAUGAAGUAUUGAACCUUCUUCAAUUGAUGGUUUCAUUCAUUUA